UUGAAGACUGUACCUAGAGAAGCUUCCAUAGAAGAGGGUUUCCAGAAGGGCCCCAAGGAAGUGAUGGUGCUGAAAGCAACAGAACCAUUUACAUAUGAUCUCAUGGAAGCAGAGAGAAAGAUGUUCCAUGCCACUGUGGCUACUGAAAGCCAAUUCUUCCAAGUGAAGGUUUUUCAUGUCAGCCUGAAGGAGAAGUUCAUCCCAAAGAAAGUCAUCACCAUAUCAGAUUACUAUGGUCGCAAUGGGUUCCUGGAGGUGUAUGAUGCCACGUGUGUGUCUGAUGUCAAUGCUGACCGAAAUAUGGAAAUCUCAAGCAGACUGAUCCAAAAUGCAAAUGCAACUCCUAAAAUCAAUAAUCUUUACUCACAGGAGCCAGGAACAUUUGUGAGUGGGAUAUAUCAGGUGCAUAAGAAAAAAGUGUUGAAUGAACACAUCAUUUUGUAUGAAAUACAAGAUAAUACGGGGAAGAUGGAGGUCUUGGUGUAUGGACGACUGACCAAAGUCAACUGUGAGGAAGGUGAUAAACUCAAACUCAUCUGCUUCGAACUAAGUGCGGAUCCGAGACAGCUGAGAUCUGUAAUUCACAGUUUCAUCAAGGUCAUCAAGUCUAGGAAAAACAAGAAACAACCACUCAAUCCUGAUUCACAUAUGGAAACCUCACUAUGA
Molecule: messenger RNA, 666 nt
Organism: Odobenus rosmarus divergens (Pacific walrus)
Lineage: Eukaryota; Metazoa; Chordata; Mammalia; Carnivora; Odobenidae
Product: interferon, gamma-inducible protein 16
Exons: 3
Coding region: 64-666 (200 amino acids)
Biological process (GO): cellular response to interferon-beta; activation of innate immune response
Molecular function (GO): double-stranded DNA binding
Source: RefSeq, a predicted model, not a curated record